AUAUCCCUCACAGGUUGUGUUCAUCACAGAGUACAUGUCGUCUGGCAGCUUGAAACAGUUCCUCAAAAAGACCAAGAAAAACCACAAGAGCAUGAAUGUCAAGGCCUGGAAACGCUGGUGUACGCAGAUCCUCUCUGCCCUCAGUUACCUGCACUCCUGUGACCCUCCCAUAAUUCACGGCAACCUCACAUGUGACACCAUCUUCAUUCAGCACAACGGCCUCAUUAAAAUUGGAUCAGUUUGGCAUCGACUCUUUGUGAAUGGUAAGAGCAUUUUAACACCUCACUCAAUAUGCAAUUUAUAG
Messenger RNA from Sinocyclocheilus grahami, 304 nucleotides. RefSeq names its product nuclear receptor-binding protein 2-like. The record is from RefSeq and is a predicted model, not a curated record. Gene Ontology annotation, biological process: protein phosphorylation. Bases 35 to 304 code for a protein of 89 amino acids. The transcript has 4 exons. Lineage: Eukaryota; Metazoa; Chordata; Actinopteri; Cypriniformes; Cyprinidae. Gene Ontology annotation, molecular function: protein kinase activity; ATP binding.